Eruca vesicaria subsp. sativa (arugula) is the source of this 744-nucleotide messenger RNA. NCBI's taxonomy places the organism in Eukaryota, Viridiplantae, Streptophyta, Magnoliopsida, Brassicales, Brassicaceae. The record is from the annotation of a GenBank genome assembly.
AUGGCUGAUCACAAGAACCCUUCUUUAAAGGAAAAAUCCUUCACGAGCUUAACCGGUUGCUUGAAAAGUUCAUUAGUAAUGGAUUAUAACUCACUAGAAAAGGUCUUUUAUAAUAGUUCCCCUUUCCAACCAAUUUCACCGUCCAAUAUGGGAAGAAUAGUGAAUUACCAUUACUUAAACCACAAUCCGUAUUCUCCAAUAGUCUCUUCUUCCUCCAAUGACGCCGAUCCUAAAGAAAGCCUCGGAGAUAAAAGUGGCCCAAUGGAGGAUAACGAAGGAGACAAUCAUGGUGUUGGUGAAAGCUCCAAGACAUCGUCAAAACAAGGUAAAGGAAAAGGAAAGAAGAAGGAACGAGAAGCUAGGGUUGCCUUUAUGACCAAAAGCGAGAUUGAUCAUCUUGAAGAUGGUUAUAGAUGGAGAAAAUACGGACAAAAGGCCGUCAAGAACAGCCCUUAUCCAAGGAGUUACUAUAGGUGCACAACGCAAAAAUGUAACGUGAAGAAACGCGUAGAGAGAUCGUUUCAAGAUCCUUCGAUCGUUAUUACAACCUACGAAGGAAAACACAACCAUCUGAUCCCAAUGACUUUGAGAGGUCCAGUGGUCGCUGCCGAACACCUAUUAGGUCACCGUGGAAACGGUCUCCUACAUAGCUUCCCACGUCAGCAUCAAGAGUUUUUUUUUUUGCCAAAAUGUGAAUUUCAUAUUAAUGAGAAAGGUUUGCAAAUUACAAAAGGUAUAAACUAG